Molecule: messenger RNA, 1860 nt
Organism: Cynocephalus volans (Philippine flying lemur)
Lineage: Eukaryota; Metazoa; Chordata; Mammalia; Dermoptera; Cynocephalidae
Gene: HSPB8
Product: heat shock protein family B (small) member 8
Exons: 3
Coding region: 402-992 (196 amino acids)
Biological process (GO): cellular response to unfolded protein
Cellular component (GO): nucleus; cytoplasm; protein folding chaperone complex
Molecular function (GO): protein homodimerization activity
Source: RefSeq, a predicted model, not a curated record
CCAGGAGAAGUUUCUAGGCGUGCGUCUCUGGUGUUUAUUAAGCUCCUGGCUUCCCUGUAGACCUCCGCGGCUCUGGCUGCGAGCCUGGGCAGCCUGGGAGGACAGUGGCUUGCUGAUCUCUGGUAAGGGGAGCGGAGAGCGACCCUUUGGGAUUCUGCUGGACCUGCUGGGGGUCAUCUCUGGUGGCUGGAGUGUCUUUGGGGGCUGGCACCCCGGCCUGGUUUGCACCACUGUGUUUGGCAGUGGAUGGUUCUACUUCUCCCCGACAGAAGACCAGCAUUUUCUAAGGCUGAAGAAUAAGCUUUGAAGGGCAGUCCACCCACAUCAUCUUGCUGUGUGACCUUGGGCAGGUGACUCCUUAUCUCUGAGCCUCUGUUUCCCCUCUGAGCUCAGCAGCCACCAUGGCUGAUGGUCAGAUGCCUUUUUCUUGCCACUACCCCAGCCGCCUGCGCAGAGACCCCUUUCGGGACUCUCCCCUCUCCUCCCGCCUGCUGGACGAUGGCUUUGGCAUGGACCCCUUCCCUGACGACCUGACUGCCCCUUGGCCUGACUGGGCCCUGCCUCGUCUCUCCUCCGCCUGGCCAGGAACCCUGAGGUCUGGCAUGGUGCCCCGGGGGCCAACUGCCACGGCCAGGUUUGGGGUACCUGCCGAAGGCAGGAGCCCCCCACCCUUCCCUGGGGAGCCCUGGAAAGUGUGCGUCAAUGUGCACAGCUUCACGCCAGAGGAGCUGACAGUCAAGACCAAGGACGGAUAUGUGGAGGUUUCCGGCAAACACGAAGAGAAGCAGCAAGAAGGUGGUAUCGUUUCCAAGAACUUCACAAAGAAAAUCCAGCUUCCUGCAGAAGUGGAUCCUGUGACAGUAUUUGCCUCACUUUCUCCAGAGGGUCUGCUGAUCAUCGAAGCUCCCCAGAUCCCCCCUUACUCACCAUUUGGAGAGAGCAGUUUCAACCAUGAGCUUCCUCAAGACAGCCAGGAAGUCACCUGUACCUGAUACCCCAGUCUUGGGCCAUCCUUGUUCUGUCCCGAACCCUAGGGCUUCUCUGAUUCCAGGGUGGAUUACGUUAGCUGAACUCAGAUUUAGUGCAAGUAAAAUAUUGGGGGGUGGGGGGUGGGGACUAACCUUAGAUUCCCUGGAUAGUGUAGUAGCAGAUUUCUCCACAGGAUGACGCAAUUAGCAAAUCAUGCUUGGUUGCGUUAGGCCAAAAUACUCGGAGUUUUUCUUUAUCUUUUUCAUCUUGAUGAAAAUGUUGCACAUUGUAUAGUUGCAAAGUAAUAGAAGAGGACUUACCACUAUACAUUGUAUCUUACCUUGCAGCUAAUGCAAAGGUUACUUUUCUCUGGGGACCUCCCCAUCACCCAGAUUCCUACUCUGGGCUCCCAAUUUCCGUGCCUCUCACAUGGUUUGGUUCAUGGAACCCAUUAGCUCACCCUAUUGUGUUUCUACAUCCCUGACCUACAAAAGGUAAUAGACAGGUCUUAUAUCCCCCUAUGGGAUUUAUCCACCAACCACAUUAAAACAAACAGUGCCUUCUGCCCUCUGCCCAGAUGUUUACAGCAUGUUCCCAAGAUUCCCAAGCUGGCACUCCCUAAGGACUCUGGGAGCCUCUCAGAUUAUUCUCCGGCUAAGGUCCUCCCUUUCUUGUAUCCCCUAUGGCUAAGUCGGGAUUUUUACAGAGUGGGCUGUCUUCAAACAGCUCCACCAGGAACCAAGCAAAGGCCAGACAGCCUGGAAGACAGGCUAGUGGUAUUGUGUAUAUGGGUGGGAUGUGUGUGUCAUUGUUAUUUGAGUUGUGCUGUUGUUUAGGGGGAAGUAACAGUAAAUAAUAAUAACAAUAAUAAUAAAGGAUUUGAUGUUCUUA